Molecule: messenger RNA, 1428 nt
Organism: Symbiodinium natans
Lineage: Eukaryota; Dinophyceae; Suessiales; Symbiodiniaceae
Source: the annotation of a GenBank genome assembly
AUGACUAUUGAUCCUCCGCAGGCCGACUGGCCAUCAUUCAAGACGCUGGCCGAUGUGAUUAAAUUCACUGGUUUGGCCGGUGAUCCUGCAGACAAGGACACCCAGGCCGGCUCUUUGAGUUCUCUGCUGGGCUCGGAUGGGAGUGAUCAUCCGCGUGUGUUUGCUAUGAUAUCCGAAGACGAUUUCUCUAAAAUUUUGGAGAAGUGGAAGGUGCCAGUGGUUUCAGGAGGGGCAGUUACACAGCAGGAUCCCACCCCUCGUCAGUCUGGACAAGGCGCGUUAGUUGGCAGGACAUGCAGAGUCGUUGUGGGUUUGAAUGUCACGCAACCGUCCGCUUCGCCAGCUGCUGCUGCUGUGACAGUGUCGGCCGCUCCCAAAAGGAAGGUCAAGCUCAAUGCUGUGAUAAACCAGACUGAUGACAUGGAAGUCGACAUCCUGGACGAUCAAGCAAUCACUGAUGCCUACGCCCGCUACACCAAGAAGAUUGGGGCAGCGCCGCCCCCGGAUCAGGAGCUGAGCUCCGAGCAGCUCACCACUCUGCACACUUUGUUCCAGAGUGGGAGGGCGCCCUACACUGACAUGGCUGUGUGGGGACCUUAUCAUCACCGCUUGGCCAAGAAGAUAAGGCUCAAAGGCAUCCGGCUGAACGCUCAGGGUGAGAUCAUUCCGGUGGAGAUACAGGGCCCUGCCGAUUUCGAGGCAUGGCGGGAGAGCUACAGUGUCUUCAGGACGGGAUGCAUCAUGUUCGGCCAAAUCUCCCCUGCAAGACUGGACAGCUAUGAGCAUCACAUUCGGUCUUAUCACGAACGUUACGGCAGAAGCUGCUGGGCACUGCUCUAUCAAGCCGAUGUGCGGGCUAGAUUGGAGUUGGCCGAGCGUCUAAGACGCCAAGGAAAAGAGGAAAUGGAUGCCGCCAUCGCUGCGGGAGGAACUCACGAGUUCAACCCUGCCACACCAUGGGAAUACGUCUGGAAGAUGCUAGUGAAGGACCAAUCGUUUUGGCAUAAAGAGCUCGAAGAACCUGCUUUGCUCAUUUUAGCCAAGACGCAAAGGAUGGCGCAUGUGCUGGGUGCUGACGCUGCGGUAGAGACCUCAGGGAAUGCCGGCACUGACAGAACCAUCCCAUCCUCCGCAACCACCGCCAAGCGCAAGCGCGAGGACAAUGUUCGCCAGCACGUGGUUGGCGAGGAUGGCCUCUUGACUCAUAACCGCCGAGGCGCUGAAUUGUGCCGUGGCUUUCAGAAAGGAGAGUGCGUGGAGAAGGAUCGCAGCGGUUUCUGUGCAAAGAAUGGGCGGACGCGCCAUCAAUGCGCAAAAUGUUUGUCCGAAGAGCAUGGGGCACAGUCGUGCCCUCAGAGUGCCCCGAAGCAUCCCCGCACCUUCAAGCCGAAGGGGGGGCGCAAGGGCGCUGGAAAGAGCAGGGCGUGA